This is a messenger RNA of Ectocarpus sp. CCAP 1310/34, 2012 nucleotides long. The record is from the annotation of a GenBank genome assembly. Lineage: Eukaryota; Phaeophyceae; Ectocarpales; Ectocarpaceae.
GUUGUACCUUGCUACAAAUCCUGGUGUCCUCAUCGUGCCAGGCUCGCGAGGGUGUGCGGCACAUCGUGGAUCGUCACACCAGGGGUAGAGCAAGAAGGGCAGAGCGGCGAGAACAAAUCGGACUGGCUUUCUCCUCGCGGGGAGAGGUGUGAAGUCUCGGGAGCAUCGCGCCUUGGGAGGGAAGACCGGGAACACGAGACAUUCAAGAAGCGAUCGACCGGGUGCCGCUUUUUCCCAUCCAGUCGGGUGACCCACGCACACUCUGGAGGGGCAGGAGGCUGACGAUGAGCGAGGUGGUCAAGGCCGGCGUGUUGGAGGUAACGGUUGUGCAAGCUACCGGAGUCGACCUUCUUGCGGCAACGUCCACCCUGUCUCGAACCGCCCGUCGAAAACCCGCACUCGUGGCACGCGUCACCGUGGAUGGCACAACAAAAUCCGGGCAGCCGGCCCAGCGGAGCCAUCAUCCGGUAUGGUUCCCGGCGCAGCCGCUCAACCUCGGCGACAUGAACGCCUCAUCGUCGACCUCCCGCGCUAGGGGGGGCACCAGCGGCGCGCGCAAUGGCGGCGGCAGAGGCAGCAGCAGCAGCAGUAGCGUUAACCACAGCGCCCGCUUGUUUGGGCGCGCCUUCAGCAAUGGUACCGCACACCCCCCAGAGAGGGAGGCAGCCAACGGCCCGCUCGGUCUGGCGAGGGAUCGUUACAGAGGUGGUGCAGGCGAUGGUGGCGGCGAUGGCGGAGAGGGGUCUGAAUCCGGCAACCCGCGCCAUGGUGGCGGCGGCAGCAGCAGCAGCGGCAGCAGCAGCAGCAGCAGCAGCAGCAGUGGCGGCGGCAGCGGCGGCGUUGCCCGCGGGCUGCUGUUCGAGGUGCGCGAGUUUUACGGCCCGACUCGUAUCGUCGUGGAGUUGGUGUCCGGAGGAAGCGGCGGCGGCGGCGGCGGCGGCGCGGGAAGUGGUACCGUUCUCGGCGUAUGUGAGGCUAGGCUCGCGGAGGCCUUGGUCGGAAGGGUCGGAGGGUCAGGGGCGUCCUGCAGACAAGAAAGAGCCUCCUCUUCGUCUGGGUUGAAGGGCACGGCAGCCGCGGGCGGACGUCCCACGCAAGCGGCUGCCGUCCUUUUUCCGAAAGAGGAGAAGAACCAAUCGCCAACACUGCCCCCAGAGAGGUAUGAGGACAACAGCAGCGUGCGCGAUGAGGGCGAUGCCGAUGCCAAUGCCGCUGGCCGGCCGCGGCUCGACCUCGCCCCCUCUGACUCGGCCGCCGGCGGUGAAGGUGCUAUUAUCUCACCGCAAGAAGCUAGCGCCGACGCGGGUACCGGUGCUGAUGCCGCCGACGCGGUCCCCGGCCCGAGCUCUACCGCCAGUGCUACCGCCGGUACCCCCGAGGAAAGCGCCGGGUGCUUGCCCGGCGGAGGCGUAUUUGGGAGCUGGCGGCGACGCCGCCGAGGCAACAGGCAGCGGCGUUCCUCCAACGCCGGGCUUGCUAGCACCGAUGGCAGCCCCGGGGCCGGCGGGGGUGGGGUAGGUGGCGGCAGCGGGCCCGAAAAGAUGAGCAACAACAGCUCCGGAAGCAAGUCUGGGCGUAGCGGCGGCGGCAGCGCCGGGGUGGCCGGAAGGAACCGGAGCACGAGGGAGGGGAGCGGCCGGGUCUCGUCGUUGGCCGGGAAGGCGGCGGCGGCAACGGCGGCGGCAAAGAGGGCGAAUAAGCCGGCCGCUACAGCGUUGACCCUGGAAGAGGUCGAGAUGCUCGCCACCAGCGAUUGGGGUGGGGGGUACGCGAACGGUUCGGCGAGAGAUAUCUGGAAAGAGUUAACCCAUGUCGGGGGGGGUGGCGGCGGCGGCGGUAAUGGGGGGAAGAGCAAGAGCACUGGCGCCGGCGGGAGCAGGCUGGGGCCGGCGGUGCGCCUACGCCUGCGGUUUAUCCCGCUCUGGGACUGCCUGGCGGAUGGGGGAGGCGUGAAUGGUCUGGGGGCUCUCCACGCGGCCGCUAGAGACGGAGACGCCAGGCUGGUGAGCUAA